This is a messenger RNA of Xyrichtys novacula (pearly razorfish), 13923 nucleotides long. Lineage: Eukaryota; Metazoa; Chordata; Actinopteri; Labriformes; Labridae. The record is from the annotation of a GenBank genome assembly.
AUUCGAGUUCCUUUAUGUUGAAGGCUGUACCACGCCCGUCUGCAUGCCUGACUGAAUAUGCCUCUGCGCCACAAAACCUACGAGUCAAGACUGAGGGUUAACCACAUUCUGAGUUGUUGCAGCUUUGAGGGACACAACGAUCCCAGUAAACACUGGGAAACCAUUUCUUUCUGCAUUAAGUGAUAUUUUAUCCUGCUUUAACAAUGCGUAACGAUUCCGAAGAGGUUGCUAUGAAAGAAGCCAAAAGGCGUGAACGUCAAGCAGGUAAAAACGAGGGUCUCAAGAAUUCAUACUCGGUAAAUUUAACGUUAAUUACUUGCAGCUGUGCGUCGAGGGUGAAUACUACUAAUGCAAAGUUGUGUUUAAGUGUUUUAUCAACAAUAUAUCAUUUAGCACCGUGCGUUAGCAGGAGUCUGGAAUUAGCAAGUAAAUGUUUAAGUGUAGCGUUAGCUCGUGUAAUUAGCUAACCCACCCUGAAGCUAACGUGCACUAGCAUGGCACGUUCACGAGCGCCUUGAGUGUUUGGUAACAUGAAGUAGUAGAUACUCCUGAUUCUUAAAGUAAACAACAAGAAAAACAAACCUAAAAGAAGUCAACAUGAAUGCUAGCCUCUCAGGCUAACGGGCUUCUCCACUCCGAGUUUCUGGGAUUAUAGUAAUCGAUGUUUUCACCAGUUUACACAAGACUAAUGCUAAUAUUUACUGUAUUCGGUAUCACCCAGACUUUGGUGGGCAUCAGUUUUUCAGGCCUUGUAACAACCAGCAACCUGGGAUAAAUUGAGAUACGAUAUAUUUAUUGAUUCCCUAAAGGGAGGGGUCAUUUGUUACAAACAGUUCUUGGUUGCAUUUAGAUAGGGAUGUAGAAAUAAUCACAGGAUGAUUAAUUACAUUAAAACAUCUUUCAAAACUAAAUCACAAAUCUUGAACGUGUAUAAUCAGCGUUGUUGUACAUUUUACUUGUUAAAUGAGGGCCUGGGUGUUAUGGCUUUCACAUCAUCUGGAUACAGUUAAAUGAAGCUCCAGGCAGCAGUAAACACAGUGUCCAGUACAGACAUAUAUGGUCCCAGCCAUAGCACUAGCCACCAACAUCUUUUUAGCUUUGCCUGAUUUCUUUAGCAAAGAGACUAAACACAACUCACCUACUUUCUUCCAGCAGCCGCUUGCUUGUAGGGAGAGCUCGGACAAGUCCAUCACCAACUGCAGCGGGGUGACGCAGCUCAAGGAAGAACAUUUAUGAUCAUUUCUUUAUAAUUUCCUUGAAGUAGUGAUCACCAUAUUAACCAUUUUGCACUGCAGACGCGGCAGUUCUUCUGCCUUAGCGUCUCGGGCUGAUUGAAAUGAUCAUACAUGUUCUUCCUUGAGCUGCGUCACCCCGCUGCAGUUGGUGAUGGACUCGUCCGAGCUCUCCCUACAAACAAGCGGCUGCUGGAAGAAAGUAGGUGAGUUGCGUUUAGUCUCUUUGCUGAAGAAAUCAGGCAAAGCUAAAAAGACGUUAGGUGGCUGGUGCUAUGGCUAGGACCCUAUAUGUACUGUUGAUGAAGUUAGGCGCCGGAAUAUCCCUUUAAAUUGUGAGUUAUGACCAACUCAUGCCGAUUACAGUGUACAUAAAAAAGUAUCUUAAACUGAGAGGACUUCAAGUUUAUCUGGUCAGAGUAUUUCGUUUACAGCACCCAGAUAAGGUACAUUCUUACUUUAAAGCAAGUGUAUUAGUCUGUUAAUUUCACUUUGUUUCUGAGUUAGUUCUCAGUACAUAACCAUUCAUUUCAACCAUGACUGUCUGAUAUUUCAUACAUGAGUUUCUCCCUCUAGUUAGAUUUAGAGCAGCAUCAUUUGCGCUGUAAUCUAAUAAGCUAAAAAGGAAUUUAAUGGACUCAUAUAAGAAUACAAAAUGGCAAAAGUAAAACAUUGCAGUGUCAGUUUUUAUCAGUACCAUGCAUCCUGAGUUAUAGCAGCUCACAAUAAAAGUAUGAUUCAUGCUAUUAUAAUUACAAUAGGACAUUGUAAGACAAAUGAUAUGACCCUACAACUCUUGAGUACAAAAACAACAAUAACAAUGGCAGUAAUAAAAGUUUAAGUAGUAAAAGAGCCUUGUUGAUUUCCUGAUGGCUAGACCACUAUUGAACAGAGAUGUGGUGGAAAGCUCUCGGUGACGUGUUAAAGGAAGUGGGAAGCUGGUUUGCUGCCAUUAAAACCUCUGCACACCCAUGCUUAAGUAGUCAGGUAUCAACUCGGUCCAAGAGAUAUCAAAUGAGUUCGAGGGGUUGGUUAUUCUGAGAGCAGAGUUUAAGGGGUGGGGAUAUUUGUUCCCUCAGCUUGUACAUUAAAAAAACAACUUUACAGCCACUUCCCCAAACAUGUUCUGACAGUAGCACUAUUCUGUAGUUCUUACUGAUGCGUUUCACAAGCAUACCUGUGAAGGGUAUGUCUUGACAAAAAUAGUGCAAAGCAGCUGUCAUGGUAACUACAGGAGAUUGUGUUACAAUUCUCCAGUUGUUUGCUGUUAUUGCAACUUUAAUUUGAUUUUUAGUUCACCAGCCACUCGGUCGUUUUCAGAGUUUAUACACUUGUAUUCAGUUACUGCAACUUUGCUACAAGCAGUUCAAUGGAGUUCAAUGGCUUUUUGACAUUUGACUCUGUCUGUAGGUUCAAGCAGUCAAGAUACUGAAGGUACGAUGUCAUUCAUUGAAUAGCUGCAUGCCAUUUGUCGGAUUUUGACUGAAUCAAAUGCUUCCUGCAGGGAGGUGAUGUGGCUGUAAAACAAUUGCCAAUGAGCAGCUUGUGUUUGUGUUUGUGAACGUACAGUAGAUGCAGGCUAAAAGGGAACUUAAGACUGACAAACGCGAUAUUUUCCACUGAUGCUUACAGCUGUUUGGAUGUUUGAAAGAGUUUGAAUUUGAGGUCUUUAGUUAAAGCAGAUUAGGCUGCAUCUGAGAGGGACAUGCCUGUCAUAAUUUCUCGCAAAAGUCAUCCAAUUUGGUUUUCAGUGUGUUUUUCCACUCGUGUUUCUGAUGAACUGGUCUGAGUCCAUGUUUUCCUCUUUUCUUCACAGCUUUGGAAAGUGCAGAGGCUGAAAUUGGCUGUUGCGGUUGGUUCUUGAUGGCGCUUUCUCUUCUCCUUGUUCUGGUCACGUUGCCCAUCUCUAUAUGGAUGUGCAUUAAGGUCAGUUGCUUGUUAGACACAAUUUUAACAACCUAUUUUAUAAUAUAAAGAGUGAGUCUUAUACCUGCCGUAUGUUGCUUGUCCUGUACACAGAUUGUGAAGGAGUAUGAGAGAGCCAUUAUCUUCCGUCUGGGGCGCAUUGUGCGAGGUGGAGCCAAAGGCCCAGGUGAGAAAAUGUUUUAUAUUCUGCCGUGCAAUUUGUUCUUCCAUCCUCAUCCAAAGAUUUUUUUUUUAAAAUAGUACUUAAAACAUGGCCCUGGUGUCUUACUGUCAUCUCCAUCACUUUGCUGAAACAUGUUAGUUGCCUUCAUAUUUGUUCAUGAGUACAGGUUUCUGUAGUACUGGAGUAACAGAGGGAAUGGCAGAUACAUUUGAGUGUUUACAAUAUGCUGAGGAUGAAAUCAAGCCAGAGUUAAAAACUGAAGAGUUACAAAGAUGUUUGGCCUCAGAGUCACUCAGAAAAAAAGGCAUUGUAAUGGAAGAGACAGCAGUGGAAAAGUUCUUUUUUUUUUUUUUCUUUCAGUUCAUGUUUGGGUUUUUAGAGUUUCUUGAAUGUCUUGAAAGCUCAUCAUUAGUUUGUGUUUUGGAGUCUUUGUGAUUAAGUCAUAUGGAGGUAAACUGACUAAUGUCUUCAUCGCUGACGUAGCCCUUUAAUGCCUUACACCACAAAUUAUUGCCAGAAAAUUCAAAUCUUUUUGGAGCGGAAAUGUUUAUUUCACUUACUACUGAAAACCCCCCAAAAUCAAAAUGUCCCUAAAAUUUAACAAAUACAUUUAUUUAUCUUGUUUGGUGCAUUAGAUGUUUUUGGAAACUGAUAAACUACAAGAGGACAUUUUUAUUAUUUAUCGGACUGUAUUCAUGUAUACAAAAAGGCAUUAAAGGGUUUAAGGAGGUAGCAAGGUGCAUCCAGAGCCCAUUUGUGAAGUUGAAAAGUGUGAACCUUUCAGAACAACUCCUCUAACCCAAGUCAGCCAUCAUUUUGAUCGUUUAUUUACAGCAAGAUGGUUUUUAAUUGAGUAGUUAAAUCAUUUUUACAGCUUUGCAGUGAUAUUUCACUUGGUUUUUAAUUUGUUACCGUCAUGUCACUGUAUGGAGUCGGAAGGAAUGGACAACAUAAGAAACAGAUGGUCCGUCAAAAACGAUCGCCUGACAACUAUUUUUUACAACUAAUAUUACGUAAACAAAAAACAAGUUCUUUUUGAGACACUUUAAUAUAAAAUCUGAAAACACACGACCUGUCACUCCUAGAAAAACUAUUAAUUCUUUCUAUAUACAUUUUUGUAACUGCAAUAUAUUCAUACAGGCAUUCAGAUCACUCUAUAGAGACUCCUGCAGUUUGACUCCAAACCACAGAAAAUCCCCUGUAUUCAAGUCUUCAAUGCAAACUGAUACUUAAAAUGAAACGUCUUGUGUUACUCAUCCUCUGAACAAAAGAAAAAAAAAAAAACUAAAACUCCUGCAGAGUUUCAGGUAACACUAUUUUUUCCCCUGAACAGAACCAUGAGUGUCUACAAUUCAACUAAAUCUUUGAGUUUCACUAAUCCUGCUUCAAUAAACAGUCUGUUGGAUUGUUCCCUGAAAUCCUUUCCAUGAAUUGUUUCUCACUGCUCUUUUCUGUAAUAUUAAUUAUAGUUUCAUGUUGCUGGUGUUCAUGUUGCUCCAAACUUAAACACAGAAGGUUAUCAUGGUAAAAUCCUCAUGACAUAAUCAUUUAACACAGACUUUGCUUUGUUUGAAACUGAGAUCUUCACAGACACCUGAGUUUUUUGUUUUUUUUUUGGGGGGUGGUGGUUUCUGGUGCUGUAUCAGCUGUCAAUGAUAAUUAAUCAUCCAUGAUUACACCUAAAAAUUGAAAUUCAGAUACACUUCAAUAGUUCCACAACAAACAGAGAAACUUUUCAUCCUUUUAGGCCCCAAAACUGAGCCUUGUGGGACACCGCUUUUAAUGCGUCUAUACUCAGAUAUAGCCUGGAUAAUUGUACAUAUAGUCGUCUGUUUUUCAAAUAACUGCCUGACUGUCAUACAUUAUGGAUGUUAAAAAUAAUUCCUGUGAGUGGAAACCUGACUAUGUCUUUAUCCUUAUUAUAUGAGAACUCUGAAUAUGCUACCAGGAGUAUUCCUAUUGAAACUGGACGUGUAAACCCCUAAACCAGGUUUAUGAUACUGAUUCAUUAGUUAAAAAGUGAACUAAAAAUGUAAAAAUAUCCAGACCCAAGAGUAACAAGAAGAAAAGGCCCCGCCUUAAAGUUCAACAUAGAUUAACCACUGCAUUUCUGUUCUCUGAGGCCUUAUUUAUUAAGGUCCGUGGUGCCGUACAUCUAGUGGUGCUUCUGCACAUCCAUCUUUUUUACAACUGAGUACCUUCAUCAUUCUCUUCUCAGUGAUGUGUCCUCUGUUUUGAAAGGCAGUGUAUUUGUUUAAGUAAAAAAAAUACUGGCUCCCAUGAGCAAUAAUUUGCAUACCUCUCAUAACUCACUGUCUCUCUCUGUCUUUGAUUUCUUGUUUAACGGGAUCUAAAAACCAGGCGGUGUCCUCUCAAAAUGCUGAAAUGUGACUCCUCGGAGUGCCAGGGGACCCCUGUUCAUGACAGAGCGGGGUAAUAAUAGCUCUCUGCCAGCAAACUUCACAUUCACGAGAAGCGGGAGGAGCCAAUGCCAAAGUUGAAUUCAGCAUUUGGUUUCCCAUAAUGCCCCUUACCCUCACACUCAUAGUCUGGCUCCAUCUCCAUCUCUAACAGCUGUUAUAUAAUAGUGCCUGAGAACAUUUCUUUGUAUAUUUAGUCAGAAAAAGGCUUUUGGGGAUAGAUUAUUAUAAAAUGAUUGUGUUUGUGGAACAUUUUCCAUCUGUAAACACUUGUCUUCUGCCAUCAACAGAGAGUUUUAUUGAUGAACAAAGCUUUAUUUUUUCAGGAGUGGAAUUUUCCACUGCACCAUAUGAUGGUUUACAGCUUCUGUGAGAGCAACCACGGCCCCUCUUCUUGUCUAACAGGAAAUAUGAUUGUUCCUGGAAAUGUCAUGGUGGAAACGGCAUGUGGAGACUGCUGUUGUCUUGAUUUCCCCUCCUGAACAGAUGGCCGUGAUCUCACCGUUUAAAUACACAAUAUCCUGACAGGAAAUGCAGCCCACUCGUCUCUUAACUGGUGUGGCAGCAUUAAUGUUUGCUAAAUGAUUGCACACCUAGCACAUGUCUGUUUCACUCAGGCACAUGCCUGGUAUUGUUUAAUGCACUAAUCAUUGUGACUUGAAACAGGCUUAUGAAAGCUGCAAAUAUCCGCAGCUUUGCCUCGCUGUCAGCACAGCUGCAGACUUAUAAAGAGAGCUUGACUUGGCCCCGUGCCCGACUUUCAUUCAUCCCGGUGUUUUCAAACAUUUGUGUAGAAGCUUCCUCAUUAUUGUGUUUACAGCAGCUUUAGUCUUUGUUAAACUAUUUGCAUUCUUGUGAUUCCGCAGGGCUGUUCUUCAUCGUGCCGUGCACUGACAGCUUUAUUAAUGUGGACUUGCGCACCAUCACCUUCGACAUCCCACCACAAGAGGUAUGACACGUACACUUCCAAUUAGAUUAGACAAAUACUUUGUCACAUUCACGGGAAUUCAAAGACCGUCAAAAUAAUCGUGUAGAUUCUUGAUACAGCCCAUCACUAACGCAUGCUUUGAUGCAUUUUCCUUCCUAUGUCACUUGACAAAUUCUGCGCUUUCAUUUCCUGCUCAAUUUAUCCUGCAUUCAGGUUUUGACCAAAGACUCCGUGACUGUCAGUGUUGAUGGCGUGGUGUACUACCGGGUCCAGAAUGCUACCCUGGCUGUUGCCAACAUCACCAAUGCAGAUGCCGCCACCCGGCUCCUGGCCCAGACCACCCUGAGGAACGUGCUGGGCACUAAGAACCUGGCAGAGAUCCUGUCUGACCGCGAGGAAAUCGCACACAGCAUGCAGGUACAAUCACAUUUUGAAAGUGUUCCUCCACAAGAGAUCAUAAAUACUUAACCUCAUCUCACAAACACACAGCAGGCUUACUAUGUUCAGCUUGUGAAGGACCCAGUUUGUAUGUAAUGAGUGGGCUGAAAGGGUGGAUGAUGUGUUCAGUUCUUUGGCUCUCAGUAGCUGCGUUUCCAUUACAUUUUUUCGCAAAAUAAAAGCGAUGUUUAUCAAAUUUCGACAAAGUACAAUUGCGAUUUGCGGGUGUUUCCAUUGAAUGGUGCUCAAUGCAUAAUCGAGCCGUCUGCCUCUCACGAGCAGUGUCAUCAGAAGAGGAAUUCAAAGGCAAAGCCCGUAUUUAUGGGAGCGGACACGGAUGAGGCAUUUCUGGGAGAGGAUCGUUAAUGAGGAAUUCACAGACGAAUUGUGGAUUCAAAACUUCAGGAUGACCCGGGAUACGUGUCCGUCUCCUCCUCCGUCCACACAUACUGCACCAUCUUUGCUUGAAAUGAACUGGUCACAUGACCUGCUACGUCACGUCCGGUGACGUAGAAUUGCGAGAAUAGUGUUUCCAUUACACUUUUGCGAUACACUUCUAUAUCGACACGUCUGAAAAACCACCUCAUGAGAGCGUAGAAACUUUUUAGCGAUAUUUGAGAGGUUUUUCGAAAUUUAGGUGUUUCCAUUACCAGUUUUCUAUUGUGAUAUUUAGGUUUUCGCAAAUCUAUGGGUAAUGGAAACGCAGCUAGUUAUGUGAACAUCCCCUAUAGUCAAAUAUAACAUAGAUGGUCUCUUCUGUUUAAGGGAUCUUUAAACAGCAAUCAGAAAUGAAUAUACUCUUUUAUACUACACUUUGUCUCUUACAGGCGAGUUCUCCUAUAGCUAGUUGCCAGUAUGAAACAAUGUUGUAUACCAGAGUGUCUGUGAAUAUAUCAAAGGAAAUGCUAUAAAGUGAAAGUAAAAAGCUGGACCUCCUCACUGCACUCUAAAACUUUAUGCAGAGACAGUAUACUGCAGUCAGUCAAAAUAAAUGUGGGCAAUAAUAAGAAGCUCCAGUAACACAGACUGGCUGGAAGAGGAAACAGAAUGGAGGAUUAUAAUGCCACCUUGCCUGCUUAGAGCCAGGUUUGCCUGAACUCCGAGUGAAACUAACAAACUGUCGUUUAAAUGUGUACAAUCUGUAUAUUUAGAAAACCUAAGGUAAUCCUGUGUUGGAUGUAGAGCCCAGCUGUUAGAUGGCAUUUGAGUUCAAUUAUUUAUCUAAUCAUUAAACUUUUACUCCCAGUUUAUGCUGAGCCUCUGUAAAUGAUGAAAUAUUAAUUUCUGUUGCACACAUUUUAAAGGCUUGCUAGCGAUCAAUCAGUAUUUAAUUAGUGUCAAAUAGACUGCAUGUGUUUGGAAUCAUGAUACUCAAGUCUAUCUGAAACAGCGUUACAGUUUAAUUUUAAAAAGUCCAGCAUUCCCGCCGGAAAACAACCGAGGGAAACUCUUUUCACAUUUUGUGACGGGAGAGGAGUUUCAGAGGGGCAAAUCGUCGAUCACUGCCAUCAUCUGGCGUGGAGAGAGGUCGAACUAAAACCUGCACACUGUUCAGAAAGAAGUUAUUAAGAUAAUGUAAAAGAUGAAGAGUGGUGGUGUGGAUGAGUUUAAAACUGCAUGAAAGUGAUUUUAGCACUUUUUUAAAAAUAUGUAUUUGUUAUUAGUAAUAUCAUUAUUAUUAACAUAAUUAUUACAACCAUUAUAAAUAAUGAUAAUAAUAAUAAUUAUGAUAAUAGUAAUUAUUAUUAUUAUUAGUAGUAGUUGUAGUAGUAGUAGCAUUAUAUACUAUUGUCAUUAUUUUAUUGUUUUAUAUUACUUAAUUUUAUUAUUAUUGCUAUUAUUAUUAUCAUUAUUGUUGUUAUUAUUUUUGUUAUUGAUAUUAUUGGUAUUGUUAUUAUUGUUAUUAUUUGUUUUUCUACCUGACUGCUGCGAAGGCGUGCCUAGGAAACACAUUAUUUACACACAUGACUGAAAAGCUGUAUUUUGCACUUUUGAGAUUUGGAACCAAGAACACCAACAACUCUCAAACUCUUGUGACUUCUCUUGGAUUGUGCUGUUUAGAUAUUUUUGCAUUUACAUGUAGUGAUAUUACAGUUUCUGUAAACCAAGUUAAGUUUCCUUUAAUUCUAAAUUCAGAGGUUUUUCUUCACAUGACUUCCAAUAUUAUUCCAAAAAUUGAGCGAUUGAAGGCACAGCUGUAUCUGUUGAUGUUAUUUCACUUUUGACAGUAGAGGUUGAAAACUACCUCAACUGGACAAAAACACAGACCCCUGCUUUCUCAGAUAACAGUGAUAAAGAAAUUGCUUCUUGUCUGUCAUUCACUUUGUAGUUAAUGUAUUUUAUUUGCUGCUGUAAACUAACAAAACCUGUGGCUGUGGAAAUGGCUGCAUUUAUAAUAUUUUAGUUUUUUUGUUUUUUAUUAUGGGUGUGUGCUCAGCUGUGCCUUCAAUGAAAUUUCCUUCCACAAAAUAAAAACAUGCUGUUGAGCUCCACCUGCUGGACAGCUUUGACAAUUGCAAGAUAGUUUGAUAGCAUUCAAAUCCUUUUUAAAAAGUUUAAAACAGUGAGAUAGUUCAGUGGAGCACCUUUGGAGAUUUCUUUUCUAGAUGUUCAAGCACUUCUUAAAAAAAAAAGUUGAACUCACUCUUCUUUGUCUCCUCAGUCCUCUCUUGAUGAUGCUACUGAUGACUGGGGGAUUAAGGUGGAGCGGGUGGAGAUCAAAGACGUCAAGCUGCCUCUUCAGCUCCAGAGAGCCAUGGCUGCUGAGGCUGAGGCCAGCCGUGAGGCCAGAGCCAAGGUAAGGGUGUACAGAUCCACUUAAAUCUUAGGACAAUGUCCGUAUCACAGCCUCAGCCUCCAUCAUCACCUCUCCUCUCCUCCUUCCUGUUGUCCUCUACAGGUGAUCGCAGCCGAGGGAGAGAUGAACGCUUCCCGAGCGCUGAAGGAGGCCUCUCUGGUGAUCGCCGAGUCCCCCUCCGCCCUGCAGCUGCGUUACCUUCAGACCCUCAACACCAUCGCUGCUGAGAAAAACUCCACCAUCAUCUUCCCCCUGCCUCUGGAGAUGAUGCAGGCCUUCGUGAAAUAGUGAGGGGCAUCUCAAAACAAUCACCUACACUGAUACACACACACACACACACACACGCACACACACAUUUCAUGUUUCUGUGUCUGUAGACGAAGUUUUAGAAAAGCUUUAUUGCAUUUUUACGCACACCAAAACUUUAAGUGUCAGCCUGCUUGUGUAUUUGUUUCAGGGAGCCUGAUCUGCGUUUUUAAGCUGUAAUAGAAGAUUAAGUGAGUGCGUGGUUACAUUGCACUAUCAACCUCAAAGCCAGACAGAUGCACACAGCUGAAUGGCGGCAGAGGUGGGAGGGUCAGCAUCCCUUUAACUGAAACUUGAGAGUAUCUUCUGGCCGCGGUGCAGAAGAUGUUACAGCGUUCAUCCUGCAGUUUAGUUCCGUGUUUGUCCGUGUGUGAAAGUAGAAAAAGAAACGAUCUCGUUGCCAGUAUUACAAGCUUUUCUGCAAAGUGCCUGCUGGGUUUGAAGCCUUACCCUGUACACACAAACACACACUUACACAAACAUACACUUAUUUGCACUCGUAUUUCUAGUGACCCACUACUACAACCACUGCCAAGUCGUCAUUAUUAUAAUCUUAUGCUGCAGUCUUUUAACAACUAAAGAUGUUGGGAGUGACCCAACACUUGCGGACUUGCUGAAUUUCCUCCUUUCCCAAAGUGUACAAUAACCAUCCCAGCUCUACCCUUGUAUGCUUUUUUUUGCUUUUUUUUAGUGGUUUAUGGAGAAAGUUCAUUCCAACACAAGGAACUGGUAUCAUAACCUCAAAAAUUCAAAUACAGAUUAGAACAGGACGUACAGUAUUUGUCAUACUGAACUUAAAGUUGGUGUGAGACUGAAGAGAUGACGAGGGAAACAUGCUGGUUUGAGGCGUUGAUAAUACGCAUGAAUAGACUCAACUGCUGAAAUGUUUGUGCUAUGAGAUCAUCUCAUGUAAAGCUGCAAUGAUGAUUUUUUACAAUCAUGCAGAUACAUACACACACACACACACUUUCCGUUAACACCACUAUGUCAGAACACAAAACUCGACUACAAGCUCGACAGUCAGGCUGAUAGGCAGGAUGUCACUUGUAGAUGUUUACAGUAUCCUCUCUAUUCAUAAACUAUGCUAUAUUUGGACGGGUGGACAAAUUACAAGGAUCACUGCAGAUUACCACAGAGCUGAACUCCUACUAAACAAUCCAAACACCAACAGGAUCAGCUGGUAGGGCGGCGCUGUGUGUAUUCUGGAGUUGUUCCUGUUAUUCUGUCCCUCGUUCGCCUUCACUGCUGAAAAACAGGGACUGUUGGAAUGAAAUGUUUUCACUGCAAGAAACUCAAAUCUUAGUGUUUUCUCAUAUCUGGUAAGAAGUCUUAUUAGGCUUCAUUUAAGCUGCGUUUGCUUGAAAAUUCCUUGUUUUAAGUUUCUUAUUUCAAGGAAGUGAUCAUUUUUCCUCUUACAUCGGCAAAUUUAUUCUUACCCAUCACCAGGGUCUUAUUUUUGGGACAUAAUAGCUUAAAAGAAGCGAUUUUUCUAGACUUGUCAGGUUUAACUUCAGCCCAGACCUUCAUUUACUGGACGUAUGACAAAAACAUGGUAAGAUUUGAGUUUUUGCAGUGUUGCAAACCUUUAGCCAAAAGCCUUAACCUACUGCCAUAGAGUCAUUUAAUCACUUACUAACACCUGUCUAUGCACUCUGAAAUGAACUUAAUGAAGAAUCUUUUUUUUUCAAGACAGAAUUUUAUCACAUGUAAGCAAACAAACCAAAUAUUUCAACCUCUUUCUAUCCAUCUUAUAAUGGACAUAAUGUUUUGUUAGUCCUUCUUGUAUCAGACAGGAGUGUUAACCAAUGUAUGUUACACUGUCCAUUGUUUGUUGAAGUACUACUCUCAAAUGUGUGUUUUGAGCCCAUUUAUACAAUAUAUCUAGAUAGAUACAGGAUGUAUAACUGUAGUCAUGUAAGGGUAAAUCAUAUUUACUGUAGUUUGAUUCUGUUUUUCCUUUAUUUGAUCUGUGAUUCUGCAGAUGCUGCAUUAGUUACGUCAGUUUAUGUUCUUGUUUUUGUUGUUGAACCAUGAAGUCCUGCUUGGGAGCUGCAUCUGUUUGGUCAAAAAUGGGCUUCAAGUCCAGUGUGACCUUUUCCAGAGUCUGUUACAGGAUUUGACCAAUCUGUUACCGGGUCACCUUUUGUUUCUGGAAGCUGCAUCUUGUCCAUUCUCUUAAAAACAAGAACUGCGCCCUGGGUGUUGUACCCCGUGGACUGAAUAUAGAACGGAUGUCGUUGGCCUCUGCGAGAACAGCACCCCCUUGUGACUGGUUGCAGGUCAUAAACUCCGCCUCCUAAGAUAAAACUUAGUUUAGGGAAAUUGCUUCUGGCUUCGUCGAGCAGUGACCUUCAGCUCUUGCUGGGGCGGUUCGCGGCCGAAUGUGAAGCAGCUUGGAUGCAAAUCAGCACCUCCAAGUCCGAGGCCAUGGUCCUCAGUCGGAAAAAGGUAGAUUGCCUUCUCCAGGUCGGAGGGGUGGUCCUGCCUCAAAUGGAGGAGUUCAAGUAUCUCGGGAUGUUGUUCAUGAGUGAGGAUAGGAUGGAACAGGAGAUUGACAGGUGGAUCGGAGUGGCGUCAGCAGUGAUGCAGACGCUUAACCGAUCAGUCGUAGUGAAGAAAGAGCUGAGCCGUAAGGCGAGACUCUAGAUUUACCGGUCGAUCUACGUGCCGAUCCUCACCUAUGGUCAUGAACUUUGGGUAAUGACCGAAAGAACAAGAUCACGGAUACAAGCGGCCGAAAUGGGUUUCCUUCGCAGGGUGUCCGGGCUCAGCCUUAGAGAUAGGGUAAGGAGCUCGGACACUCGGGAGGCGCUCAGAGUAGAACCGCUGCUCCUCCACGUCGAGAGGAGUCAGCUGAGGUGGCUUGGGCGUCUGGUUAGGAUGCCUUCUGCACGCCCCCCGUUAGAGGUGUUCCAGACAUGUCCCACCGGGAGGAGACCUUGUGGCCACCCUAGGACCAGGUGGAGGGAUUAUAUUUCUCGCCUAGCCUGGAAGCGCCUGGGAAUCCCCCCGGAGGAGCUGGUGGAAGUGGUUGGGGUGAGGGCCGUCUGGGCUUCCCUCCUGAAGCUGCUGCCCCGGACCCGGAUGAAGUGGAAGAAAACAACGACAAAGACAAUUGUCUGUAGUCUCAGGUCUCGAAUUAUAAAUUGGCUUUCGAGUUAUGAAUGAGAAGAAUGAAACAGUCUGAUGGCUGUGGGUACAGAAGAUCUUCUAAAUCCUUCUCUCCUGCAGCGAAGUGAGAGGAGCCGUCCACCAUCAUUUGCUCUUUGGUCCAUCAAGGUGUUGUGAAGUGGAUGAUCCAUGUUCUUUAGAAUUGGUUAUUAGGGGCUAUAAAAACAUAUUUUCUAUGAUUGACAAUUAGAUACAGAAGGUAUCUGAAGGUUUCAGAAAAUGGAGAAAAAUCCGGCAAACACCAGGAACUUUUUGGCUUCAAAUUCGUACAAUGACAGGAGGCGGAGUCACGUUGUCCAUCCUAUAUACAGUCUCUGGUUGUACUUCUUUGGCUACAAUGACGCAGGCAGUUCAUUUAAUCCAAUAAUUACCUAAAUCCUGCUGCAGAACAUGUUACAUGCUUUUUAUGUUCUUUUUAAUUGUAUUCUGAGUUUGUUAAAUUAGUUUAAUAUUUUUGGUUUAUGAAUAUUUUUUGUAUAUUUUCAAUAUGCAUUUAUUUUAAAGUAACACCCAGAGAAUACAAAUAAAGGCUGUCAAAGGUA